AAGAACAUCAAGAUAAUAUUACAUAUUCACCUUUUCCAUUUCAUUUAUAUUUUUCUCUUUGUUUCCCGCAAAAUUUGCCCUAAUUUUCUCUCUCUAAUCUCUCUCUCUCUGUGUGUGAAGAUCGGAGAAUUUUCCGGCAAGACUUCACGUUUUCGUCGUGAAUCAAUACAGGUCACAUAUACUGAGAUCUGAUCUCGGGAGCUACUCUGAAGGGUCCCUUAUGGGAGGUGUACAAACUAACUUAUAGUUUGUGGGCUUCUCCAUAAUUUUUUCAUAGUGACCAGUUCAGCGGGCAAAAGGGGGAUCAUGUAUAUUUUUAUCUCAUGAAAUCCUCGAACUGUUGUUGUCCCGAUGAAGUUUUCCUUGUAUCCCAUGGGUGUGGGCUAUUUAGCCGUUUCAGCAGUCUGUACCGUAUUGAGCUUUAUCGGCCUCCGAUACUGGUCAGAGCUUUCGUAUGUGAAACUAAAGUCUGAUGGUUUGAUGGGUGAAGAUCUUCUUCACCCUGGGGUUGCCAAUCGCGUACUGGAUUUAUUGUUGGGUUCUUAUACCACUUUUGCAUUGGUGGUCAAUUUUGUUCUCAACGUUUUUAUGCUGGUCAUCUUGUCUCUUAAGACACUAUUUUUUGUUGAGCUGCAAGCGGCUGAAUCUCGGAAAUUGGUGGAGCGGUUAGUUAAUUAUGUUAUCUACAAGGGAACAUUUCUUCCGUUGGUAAUCCCACCAACAAUAGUUCAAGCAGGACUGUGGUCAACAUGGCUGACUGUUUUAUGCUCUUUAAAGAUGUUUCAAGCAAUAGCCAGGGAUCGCCUUGAACGUUUGAACGCCUCUCCUUCUGCAACUCCUUGGACUUAUUUUCGUGUAUAUUCCGCUUUGUUGCUGGUUGUCACUGUCGACGCAGUCUGGAUACGGACGUGCCUACUCAUAUACCAAAGAAUACCAUCAUCUAUGUUUUUGUUAUUAUUCUUUGAACCACUUAGCGUAGCUUUCGAAACACUUCAGGCCAUUUUGGUUCAUGGCUUUCAACUGCUUGAUAUAUGGCUACAUCACUCAGCAGGCAGCACCGCAAAUUCCAAAAUAUCAAAGCUUUUGGAUACGUCAACAGCAGGUUCAUUGUGGGAAUGGAAGAGUGUUAUUUUAAGGAAUCUUGGCUUUUUUCUUGAUAUUAUGACUUUGUUAAUGGCUUUUGGUCAUUAUGUGUAUAUUUGGCGGCUUCAUGGCAUGACAUUCCAUCUUGUAGAUGCAGUUCUUUUCUUAAAUAUACGUGCCUUGUUAAGUGCAAUCGCAAAGCGUAUAAGAGGGUUUGUAAAGUUAAGGAUAGCUUUGAGAACUCUUCACGGGGCUCUCCCCGAUGCAACAUCCGAAGAGAUACAAUCUUAUGAUGAUGAAUGUGCAAUUUGCCGGGAACCAAUGGCCAAGGCUAAGAAGCUCUCGUGCAAUCAUCUUUUCCAUCUUUCGUGUCUGAGAUCUUGGUUAGACCAAGGUUUAAGUGACAACUAUUCCUGCCCCACGUGUCGAAAACCGCUCUUUGUGGGCACACCCGAAGGAAAUUCUGUGCCUCAUUCUGGCGAUGUUUCAAGUGACGAACAACUUGCCCGCCAGUUAAGCUCUACACUUGAUCUACAAAAUACUCCUACUGGUGUAAUCCCAAAUCAAAUUCAGACCCCUUUUGAACGUGACGAUUGGAGGGGGUCAGGAUCAGAAUCGGGUUGGCUGGGGUUUGAUGGGUCGGAUCCAUCUACAAGACCCGCGGGUCUGGGAAGAGUUCAGAUGAUGAUGAGGCAACUUGCAGCUGUUGGUGAAACUUAUGCCCAAACUGCCCUUGAAGAUUCUUCAUGGAAUCUGUGGCCUAUAAGUCCAUCUCAGGCUAGCACAUCUACUUCAAGUUCAAACAACCCUUCUACCAGUGGUAUAAGACAUCGAGGGCAUGCUGGUGGUUCACUCGCUACGACUACCCCGCGUGUUUCAGAUGAUGACUUGUCACAUUUACUUGCAAUGGCGGAAACAGUUCGUGAAGUGCUUCCACAUGUACCAGAUGAGUUAAUAUUGCGGGAUUUGCAGCGAACAAAUUCAGUAUCUGUUAGUGUGAAUAAUCUUCUUCAAAUGUAACUUCCAGUGUGGCCAUGUGUAAGAUUUAUUCUAAUGUAUAUAGAAAGGGUCUACACAAAAUAAAGUUGUUCAACUAUAUAGCCCUUUGAUGUUGUCUCGUCGGUGGUUUAGACUAUAAAUAAAAUCAAUUUUAUCUAA
Molecule: messenger RNA, 2241 nt
Organism: Helianthus annuus (common sunflower)
Lineage: Eukaryota; Viridiplantae; Streptophyta; Magnoliopsida; Asterales; Asteraceae
Product: E3 ubiquitin protein ligase RIN2
Exons: 13
Coding region: 352-2103 (583 amino acids)
Biological process (GO): ubiquitin-dependent protein catabolic process; positive regulation of plant-type hypersensitive response; protein ubiquitination
Cellular component (GO): plasma membrane; cytosol; ubiquitin ligase complex
Molecular function (GO): ubiquitin protein ligase activity; ubiquitin binding
Source: RefSeq, a predicted model, not a curated record